Molecule: messenger RNA, 2389 nt
Organism: Tupaia belangeri chinensis (Chinese tree shrew)
Lineage: Eukaryota; Metazoa; Chordata; Mammalia; Scandentia; Tupaiidae
Gene: NAGS
Product: N-acetylglutamate synthase
Biological process (GO): glutamate metabolic process; L-arginine biosynthetic process
Cellular component (GO): mitochondrial matrix
Molecular function (GO): L-glutamate N-acetyltransferase activity, acting on acetyl-CoA as donor
Source: RefSeq, a predicted model, not a curated record
AUGGGCUUGGAGUUAAUUAUCUACUUGGGGUAUCUCUGGGCCCCAUUGGCUGGCGGGGGGCGCGGGAGUGAACCCAAAGGGGGUGGUAUCCAGAGGCGACUCCAGGUUCCGGGCCCAUACCCCGCCCAGGCCUGGUCCAGCCCCGCCCCGCGGCAAGUUAAGGGCCCCCCCAGUGCCGGGUGCUCCAGAUCGACUGCCACGCGUGGGGGGGCGCGCUGGUUUGGAUGUCGUCAUGGCGACGGCGCGGAUGGCCGCAGCCCUGAGGACCGUCGGGGCAGGCGGAAGGCUGCGCGGCCCCAGAGGAACCAGGCCCAGCACAGCCGGGAGGACGCCGAGGGCGCGGAGGAGGGGGCCCAGUCUCCGGUCGCUGAGGAGCCGCCGUGGACGCAGUUCCCCGCAUCCCCGCUAUCCCCUGAGCCUCCCGAGUCCCCCGCCGGCCGCUCACUAGUGCAGCGGGACAUCCAGGCUUUCCUGAACCAGUGCGGGGCCAGCCCCGGGGAGGCGCGCCACUGGCUCACACAGUUCCAAACCUGCCACCACUCCGCGGACAGGCCCUUCGCCGUCAUUGAGGUGGACGAAGAGGUGCUCCAGUGCCGGCGGGCUGUCUCCAGCCUGGCUUUUGCCCUGGCCUUCCUGCAGCGCAUGGACAUGAAGCCGCUAGUGGUCUUGGGGCUGCCCGCCCCCACGGCAGCCUGGGGCUGCCUUUCCUUCUGGGAGGCCAAGGCACAGCUUGCUCAGAGCUGCAAGGCGCUGGUGGACGCGCUGCGCCACAACGCCGCCACUGCCGCCACUGCCGUGCCUUUCUUUGGCGGCGGGUCGGUGUUGGGCGCUGCUGAGCCAGCUCCUCAUGCCAGCUACGGCGGCAUCGUCUCGGUGGAGACGGACCUGCUGCAGUGGUGCCUGGAGUCGGGCAGCAUCCCCAUCCUGUGUCCUAUCGGGGAGACCGCCGCGCGCCGCUCGGUGCUUCUCGACUCGCUGGAGGUCACCGCGUCGCUGGCCAAAGCGCUGCAGCCCACCAAAAUCAUCUUCCUCAAUAACACAGGCGGCCUGCGCGACAGCAGUCAUAAGAUCCUGAGUAAUGUGAACCUGCCAGCUGACUUGGACCUGGUGACUAACGCAGAGUGGGUGAGCACCAAAGAACGACAGCAGAUGCGGCUCAUCGUGGACGUGCUCAGCCGCCUGCCCCACCACGCCUCGGCCGUCAUCACCGCUGCUAGCCCCACGCUGCUCACCGAGCUCUUCAGCAACAAGGGGUCCGGGACUCUGUUCAAGAACGCCGAGCGGAUGCUGCGAGUGCGCAGUCUGGACAGCCUGGACCAGGGCCGCCUGGUGGACCUGGUCAACGCCAGUUUCGGCAAGAAGCUCCGGGACGACUACCUGGCCUCACUGCGGCCGCGGCUGCACUCUAUCUACGUCUCUGAGGGGUACAACGCCGCUGCCAUUCUGACCACAGAGCCCGUACUGGGGGGCACCCCGUACCUGGACAAAUUUGUGGUGAGCUCCAGCCGCCAGGGCCAAGGCUCCGGCCAGAUGCUGUGGGAGUGCUUGAGGCGGGACCUGCAGACGCUUUUCUGGCGCUCCCGGGUCACCAACCCCAUCAACCCCUGGUACUUCAAGCACAGUGAUGGCAGCUUCUCCAACAAGCAGUGGAUCUUCUUCUGGUUUGGCCUAGCUGAUAUCCGGGACUCCUAUGAGCUGGUCAACCAUGCCAAGGGACUGCCAGACUCCUUCUGCAAACCAGGUUCCGACCCAGGCAGUUGACCCUCACUAUAGAUCUCGCAGGCCCUGGGACAGCCAGAGUGAACAAAAAGCCCUGCCUGCUGGGGGUGACCCCAGGCAGCUGAGUGAUCUGCAGAGGAGGAAGCAGCCCAGCUCUGCCCAGAGGGGACUCUGAAGUGGGACAAGCACAGGAAGGAGAGGACCUGACUUGCUCCAGAGCCACAACCAAAUGGCUUUGACUUUCAGCCUGGGGAUGGGAGGGGGUUGGGGGGGGGGCUGGCUUUCAAGGACUGUCCUUAGGGCUAGCCUUAAGAGUGAGUCAAUUUCUGUGACCUCUGUGUGGUUCUGAGGCUCCUUACCCUACCUGCCUGAUAUUCUACCACUUAUUUUAAUUUCUUUGGGUCUUCUAUUUUCAGGAGGCCUUGAUUAAAACACAAGCACAUGUCUAAAAGUCAGCUCACACUUGACAGGAAAUUAGCAAUGACCCUCCAGGAGCAAAAUCUUGAGGGCAGGGGAACAAGGGAACCCCUAGAUGGACUAGAGGAACCAAUUAGUUGGAAGGCCCAAGGAUAAAUGCUGUCACUGUCUCCCACACUUGGGUGUCAGCAGCCCCCAGAGGGGCUCUUCUGAGCUUAGCUUAAGAAAUGCCUUCUUCCAUCCUGCAGACCAG